Odobenus rosmarus divergens (Pacific walrus) is the source of this 1202-nucleotide messenger RNA. RefSeq names its product proteasome (prosome, macropain) 26S subunit, non-ATPase, 6 (gene PSMD6). The record is from RefSeq and is a predicted model, not a curated record. Lineage: Eukaryota; Metazoa; Chordata; Mammalia; Carnivora; Odobenidae. The coding region runs from base 1 to 1092 and encodes 363 amino acids. Gene Ontology annotation, cellular component: proteasome regulatory particle. The transcript is spliced from 8 exons. Gene Ontology annotation, biological process: proteasome-mediated ubiquitin-dependent protein catabolic process. Gene Ontology annotation, molecular function: protein binding.
AUGCCGCUGGAGAACCUAGAGGAGGAGGGUCUGCCCAAGAACCCCGACCUGCGCAUCGCGCAGCUGCGCUUCCUGCUCAGCUUGCCCGAGCACCGCGGGGACGCGGCCGUGCGCGACGAGCUGAUGGCGGCCGUCCGGGAUAAUAGUGAGAACGAGGAAGAGUUGAAACGUUUGGACGAGGAGCUGGAAGAUGCGGAGAAGAAUCUGGGAGAGAGCGAAAUCCGGGAUGCCAUGAUGGCCAAGGCCGAGUACCUGUGCCGGAUAGGCGACAAGGAGGGUGCUCUGACAGCCUUUCGCAAGACAUAUGACAAAACUGUGGCCUUGGGUCACCGACUGGACAUUGUGUUCUAUCUUCUUAGGAUUGGAUUAUUUUAUAUGGAUAAUGAUCUCAUCACACGAAACACAGAGAAGGCCAAAAGCUUAAUAGAGGAAGGAGGAGAUUGGGACAGGAGAAACCGCCUAAAGGUGUAUCAAGGUCUUUACUGUGUGGCUAUUCGUGAUUUCAAACAGGCAGCUGAACUCUUCCUUGACACAGUUUCAACAUUCACAUCCUAUGAACUUAUGGAUUAUAAGACCUUUGUGACUUAUACUGUCUAUGUCAGCAUGAUUGCCUUAGAAAGACCAGAUCUCAGGGAAAAGGUGAUUAAAGGAGCCGAGAUCCUCGAGGUGCUUCAUAGCCUUCCAGCGGUCCGGCAGUACCUGUUUUCACUCUAUGAGUGUCGGUACUCCGUUUUCUUCCAGUCCUUAGCUAUUGUGGAACAGGAAAUGAAAAAGGACUGGCUUUUUGCUCCUCACUAUCGAUACUAUGUAAGAGAAAUGAGAAUUCAUGCAUACAGCCAGCUGCUGGAAUCCUAUAGGUCAUUAACUCUUGGCUAUAUGGCAGAAGCCUUUGGUGUUGGUGUGGAAUUCAUUGAUCAGGAGCUGUCCAGAUUUAUUGCUGCAGGGAGACUACACUGCAAAAUAGAUAAAGUAAAUGAAAUAGUGGAGACCAACAGGCCUGAUAGCAAGAACUGGCAGUACCAAGAAACUAUCAAGAAAGGAGAUCUACUACUAAACAGAGUUCAGAAACUUUCCAGAGUAAUUAAUAUGUAAAACCAUGUAAACAAAGGAUUUCCUUUAGAGAUAACUAUUUGGAAUUUUUAUAGCUUACUUUACUAUGUACCCAGUUCAACUGUAUAAAAUAAAUACUGCAUUGUUGUUUC